AAAAGCGGUGCGCUAUCGUAAUCCCACUCCGCUUCUCUUUUUCAGACUCAAGACUCCUACUUCCUUCACAACUACUACCCCCCGCCAUAAAACAUUCAUUCACCUGAUUUUAUGACGCCAUAAUUAUCCCUCAAUUUUGGGUAACUGAAGUUUUUAUUUCACUAACAUUUUCUUUAAAUUUUACUUAUUCUUCUUUUUUUUUUGUCCCAAAAAUAUUUUCUUUCUUAUUUAGCCAAAAAAAAAAUAAAAAAUACUGAAAUAACCCCAAGUUUCGUCACUUCUUCUUAUAUAUGGAGUAAUGGACCGCUGCUGGUGGAGUUCUUUACAAACCUCGCCAAAUUUCUGGGUUCUCCUUGAAUUUUCACAAGGAUGAGUCUAGAAUCAUCUAAAGACAACCGCAUUCUAGAUUCCAAUUUUAAUGAUAUUCAGUCUGCAAACAUGCCUGGGAAAAUGUAUGACUAUAAUAUUGUACCCACUACAAGACUACAGCGUCUUUUGAGGGAAAGGGAACUUAGAAGAUCAAACAGAUCGUUUCAAUCGUAUGAGGAUGUUAGAGAUGCUAAUGGAGAUGCAGAAACAAACGGACACAGUAAUGGCCUAUAUUUAUCUGAUCCUGAUAAGAGAUGUCAUGAAGAAGAUAUAUAUGAGCAGAUUACGGAUGCUAGACCUGUGAAUGAUAGCUAUGAGAAGCAAGAUGCACGACCAUCCAAGCAACGAUUACUAGUUGUAGCUAAUCGGCUCCCUGUAGCUGCAUUUAGAACGGGUGAGGACUCAUGGCAUCUGGAAAUCAGUGCAGGAGGCCUAGUCAGUGCUUUAUUGGGUGUCAAUGAAUUUGAAACCAGAUGGAUAGGAUGGGCUGGUGUGAACGUUCCUGAUGAAGCUGGGCAGAAAUCACUAGCUGAAGCUUUAGCGGAAAAGAGAUGUAUUCCAGUAUUUUUGGAUGAAGAAGUCGUUCAUCAAUACUACAACGGUUACUGUAAUAACAUACUGUGGCCACUUUUCCAUUACCUCGGGCUUCCACAAGAAGACCGCCUUGCUACAACCCGUAGCUUCCAGUCCCAGUUUGCAGCAUAUAAGAAAGCAAACCAAAUGUUUGCAGAUGUUGUGUAUGCAAAUUAUAAGGAAGGUGAUGUUAUCUGGUGUCACGACUACCAUCUCAUGUUUCUUCCAAAAUGCCUGAAAGAGUAUAACAGUGAAAUGAAAGUUGGCUGGUUUCUCCACACGCCUUUCCCUUCAUCAGAAAUACACCGAACAUUACCAUCUAGAUCAGAACUGCUAAGAUCUGUUCUUGCAGCUGAUUUGGUUGGCUUCCAUACCUAUGACUACGCCAGACAUUUUGUUAGUGCCUGUACACGUAUUCUUGGGCUUGAGGGCACACCUGAAGGGGUGGAGGAUCAAGGAAAGCUUACUCGUGUGGCAGCAUUUCCGAUCGGGAUAGAUUCUAAUCGAUUCAUUCGAGCUCUUGAGCUUCCUGAAGUGAAGGAGCACAUUAAGGAGUUGAAAGAGAGAUUUGCUGGUAGAAAGGUAAUGUUAGGGGUUGAUCGUCUGGAUAUGAUAAAGGGAAUUCCCCAAAAGAUAUUGGCAUUUGAAAAAUUUCUUGAAGAAAACCCUGUUUGGCGAGACCAAGUUGUCCUAUUACAAAUUGCAGUUCCGACAAGGACAGAUGUGCCAGAAUAUCAGAAACUGACAUGCCAAGUCCACGAAAUUGUCGGACGAAUAAAUGGAAGAUUUGGAACUCUGACAACUGUUCCAAUACAUCAUUUGGAUCGAUCUCUUGACUUUCAUGCACUAUGUGCUUUAUAUGCUGUCACUGAUGUGGCUCUGGUUACAUCUUUAAGGGAUGGGAUGAAUCUAGUUAGCUAUGAGUUUGUGGCCUGCCAAGCUGAGAAGAAAGGGGUUCUCAUUCUAAGUGAGUUCGCAGGUGCAGCUCAGUCUCUAGGUGCUGGAGCUAUACUGGUGAAUCCAUGGAACGUAACAGAAGUUGCUGCUUCAAUUGGUUAUGCUUUAACCAUGCCUGCUGAUGAAAGAGAAAAAAGACAUCAACACAAUUUCAUGCAUGUGACUACUCAUACAUCACAAGAAUGGGCAGAAACUUUUGUGAGUGAGCUCAAUGAUACUGUUGUGGAAGCUCAACUUAGGACAAGACAAAUUCCUCCUUUGCUUCCGACCAAAACUGCUGUGGAACGUUAUUUGCUCUCGAAAAAUAGAUUGCUCAUACUGGGGUUUAAUGCAACUCUGACUGAACCGGUGGAUACCCCUGGAAGAAGGAUUGACCAGUUCAAAGAAAUGGAACUUAAAUUGCAUCCUGAUCUAAAGGAACCUUUACAAAGGUUAUGCAGUGAUCCAAAGACUGUUGUUGUUAUUCUUAGCGGUAGUGACCGAAGUGUUCUUGACGAGAACUUUGGAGAAUAUAACUUGUGGCUUGCUGCAGAACAUGGUAUGUUUUUACGCUUUACAAAGGGAGAAUGGAUGACUACAAUGCCAGAAAAUCUGCACAUGGAUUGGGUGGACAGUGUAAAGCAUGUCUUUGAGUACUUCACAGAACGAACACCUCGAUCUCAUUUUGAGCUUCGUCAAACAUCACUUGUCUGGAACUAUAAGUAUGCAGAUGUGGAAUUUGGAAGGCUUCAAGCGAAAGAUUUACUACAACACCUCUGGACAGGGCCCAUUUCAAAUGCAUCAGUGGAUGUUGUCCAAGGUGGGCGUUCAGUUGAGGUCCGAGCAGUUGGCGUCACAAAGGGUGCUGCAAUUGACCGAAUCUUGGGAGAAAUAAUUCACCACAGUGAUGUCAGAGCACCAAUUGACUAUGUAUUAUGUGUUGGGCAUUUCCUAUCGAAGGAUGAAGAUAUCUACACAUUUUUCGAGCCAGAGCUUCCUCCCAGUGCUGUUACCUCAUCAAGAGCUAAGAUCACAAAGCCUACAAAUCGAACUGGUUCAAACCUUUCCACACGGAAUGGUAGCUUGAGGCCAUCUGGUGAAAAAGCUCCUAAACCUUUUCCAGCAACCAAGAAGAAAGCAAGUAGCAACGGGAAUGGACACUGGUGGUCCAUGAUGCGUGAUAGACUGACAGUGCAUGAAGGCUCGUCAGUUCUUGAUCUAAAGGGUGAUAAUUACUUUUCCUGUGCUGUUGGACGAAAGCGGUCUAGUGCCAGAUAUCUUCUUGGGUCAUCAGCUGAUGUAGUAGCAUUACUGAAGGAGCUGGCAGAUAGUCUAUCACAAAACUAGCUUUUACACACACUGCGGCUGUUAGCUUUCCAACAAGAAAAAAGUUGAGACACUGAGCAAUAUAUGACAACCCUACCAUGGUCUACCAGUUUUGGUAAUUCUAUGCAGGAACAGGAAUCGAGAUAACAAAGAUGGAGACUUGAACAUCCAAAUGCUCGGUACGCAGUCACCGGAAAACCUAGGAGUUAGCUUUCAUGGCAGAUGGCAUCCACGACAUGGCAGGAAAUAUGUGGAGGCGAUCUCUGGUAGCUUAGGUCUGUGCAUGUGUUGCAUGCUAAAAGAUAUUGCAAGAAGAUAAUUGCAACUGUGGAUAUAAACUCUAAUUUGUUUUCGCCUAUAAAUCUUAACCAUGUUAAUUUAGGUUCGAUAAUUUAUUUCUUCUUGCAUUAAGUCAUGGCCGUAUGAGAUUUAAUUUUCACAUUAGUAGUUCACAAAUUAUUGUGCUUGUGCAAGAAGAAUAUAUGAUCUAGGGAUGAUACUCUGAUAUUCAUAUUUAUCAGCCAUAACACAGUGAAUGUUCACUAUUAUAGUGGUUCAAUCAUUUUUG
Molecule: messenger RNA, 3772 nt
Organism: Oldenlandia corymbosa var. corymbosa
Lineage: Eukaryota; Viridiplantae; Streptophyta; Magnoliopsida; Gentianales; Rubiaceae
Source: the annotation of a GenBank genome assembly